Molecule: messenger RNA, 3915 nt
Organism: Lathyrus sativus (Indian pea)
Lineage: Eukaryota; Viridiplantae; Streptophyta; Magnoliopsida; Fabales; Fabaceae
Source: the annotation of a GenBank genome assembly
AUGGCGGCGCCGAGUUCUGACAAUGGCAGCGUCGUCUUCAUCGACACAAACCUCGACACUCAUUUGGCCCUCACCGUCUCCGAUCAAGAUACCGUCUCCGACUUCAAAAAGAGAAUCGUGUUAGAGCAUCCUUUAUGUUUUCCCAAAAUUGGACAGAUACAGAUUAACGGGAUUAAGGUUAAGCGCAACGGUCACUUUUAUCAUUUAUCGGAUUCAAUGAUUGUGAAAAGUGCAUUUAGUGGUUUUAAGAAAAACUGGUUUCUUAGUGUUGAUGUUUCUGCACUGGAAGAUUGUAGACAGAAUGAACAAUUGUUUUCUCAUGCUUUUCUUCAUCGGGUGGAUUCUAUUGGUGUUGCAAAUAAUGCUUUAGUCCGUACAAGUAAUGAUAAUGCUGUUAUUUUACCAUGCAAUUAUCAGUUGCAAACGUUGGAGAACAAACGAAAUGAAAGCGAAGGAGUUCCCGUUGUUAGCCCUUGUGUUUCUGAACACAGUGCUAAGAAAGGGGACACAAAUUUGAAGGCCGAUGCUAAUUCAUCUGGCCAUAAUGACAUGGAAGUUCCAUUGCCCAGUUCAAUCCUGAAGACAGAUGACUGUAGUCCUUUAAAUAAGGAAGUUCAAAGUUUACAUAUGGAUUGCGAAGUAGAUGGGAUUGAUGAUGGAAAUAAGGGGGAUUGUAAUGUGUAUGAAGAUGAACCUUCGGUAUCUGUGCAAAGUGAGACGAGAAAACGGAAGAAGAAAAGGAAACGAGAAGACACUGUGGUGGGCGAUAAUUCCAAAGAAGAAAUUGCUUCUGCGGGGGGAGAUAAUUCCAAAGAAGAAAUUGCCUCUGAUCGCCCUUUGGUUUCAGAGCACACUGGAAAAAAAGCUGUGAAAAAUUUGGAGAUGGUUCCGAGUUUAAAUAUUGAAUGUGAAGUUGGUGGAUCCGAUGAAGGAAAUAAGGAUGAUUGUAAUAAGGGUGAAGAUGUACCUUCAAUAACUGCGCCAAGUGCAAAGAGAAGAAAAAGGAGUAAAAAGAAAAAAGAAGACACUGCUGGAGAUGAUAAUUCAAAAGAAGAAAUCCCUUCUGACCGCCCUCAUGUUUCAGAGCACACUGAAAAAGAAGCGGUGAAAAAUUUGGAGGUGGUUCCAAGUUUUCAUAUUGAAUGUGAAGUAGAUGGAUUGGGUGAAGAAAAUAAGGGAGUAGUAGCUUCAACAUCUGUGCCUAGUGCAAAGAAAAAGCGGAAGAGUAAAAGGAAAAACCAAGACACUGGGGGAGGUAGUAACUCAGAAAUUAACAUUGAAGCUGUCAAUAAUCCUGUUGGUUGUCCAUCAGAAAGGGCAUCCGGUUUCAACAUUUUUCAAGUGCCUCAAUCAGAGAACAAGCAGGAUGAAAAAGAAGAAAUCCCUAUUGACCGCCCAUGCAUUUCGUUGCUCACUGAAAAAAAAGCAGUAAAAAAUUUGGAGAUGGUUCCGAAUUCACAUAUUGAAUGUGAGAUAGAUGGGUCCUAUAAAGGCAGUAAGGAUGAAUCUAUUGUUGUAUGCGAGGAAGAAACGUCUAAACCCUCUCCAAGUGCAAAGAAAAAGAAGAAGAGUAAGAGUAAAAGGCAAAAAGAAGAUGCUGUGGGAGGUGAUAUCUCCAAUGAUAACAUUGCUUCUGUUGAUAAUCCUCCCGGUUGUCCAUCCGAAAGGGCAUCCAAUUUCAACAGUUUUCAGAUGCCUCAAUCAAAGAACAAACUGGAUGAAAAAGAAGAAAUCCCUUUUGACCGCCCAUGUGUUACUCAGCCCACUGAAAAAGAACCAGAAAAAAAUUUGGAGAUGGUUUCUAAUUCACAUAUUGAAUCUGAGGUAGAUGGGUCCAAUAAAGGCAGUAAGGAUGACUCUAUUGUGUGUGGGGAAGGAACUACUAAACCCGCACUAAGUGCAAAGAAAAAGAAAAAGGAGAAGAGUAAGAGUAAAAGGCAAAAAGAAGACACUGCCGGAGGUGAUAUCUCCAAAGAUAACAUUGCUUCUGUUGAUAAUCCUCCUGGCUGUCCAUCUGAAAGGCCAUCCAAUUUCAACAGUUUUCAGGUGCCUCAAUCAGAGGACAAACAGGAUGAAAAAGAAGAAAUCCCUUGUGACCGCCCAUGUGUUUCACAGCUCACUGAAAAAGAAGCUGUCCAAAAUUCGAAGAUAGCUCCAAAUUCACAUAUUGAAUGUGAGGUAGAUGGGUCCAAUAAAGGCAGUAAGGAUGACUCUAUUGUAUGCGAGGAUGGAACUUCUAAAUCUGCACCAAGUGCAAAGAAAAAGCAGAAGAAUAGAAGGAAAAAAGAAGAGACAGUGCGAGAUGAUACUCUGAAAGUAAGUGAUGCUUCUGUUGUUGUGCCAGCUCAGCAAGAUAUUGUAGUCCUAGCCAACUCUUCAGAGAAUGCAAAUAAAGAAGUAAUUAAGGAAACUGAUGCUUUAAAGGAGAGCACUGCAUGCAACGAUAAUAACACUAAGAAUGACGUUAAUGUUCUGUCUAUGAACGAGGCUUCAGAACUCAUGUCUCCUGCAAAGAAGCAAAGGAAAAGGAAGAAACCUCUAGCUCAUGAGUCAAAAGAUAUCAUUAUGAGCAAAACGAAUUGUGACCAAAUGGAGAUUGGGACGGAGGCUCGCAAAGAAAGCAUGCAGUCUACUACAAAAGAUGCAGGAAAUUAUAAGAACCAGUGUAAUGUUGAAUUGGAAGUACAGCUUUCUGAUGCAAACGAACCCAAGGGUCUGAUGGAGGAUAACGAGAAUGUUGUUGUUGGUCAUUGUCAUGAAAGUGAAAUUGGUCCAAUCGAUGGAGCUGCGGCUGGAGAAGUAUCACCACAAAAUGUUGAUAUGAGUGGAGUAAAGGAACCUGUAAAACCGGUGAAUGAAAAAAAGGGGAUAAAAAAAGCUUCGAAUAAAGGUGGAGGAAAGACGCUUAGAAAAGAUAGUGACCAUGUGGACGCUUCUGAGAGUGAAACAGUUGUUACCAAGUCUCUUAAAGCAACCAUUUAUGAUCCUAUGGCAGGAGAUACGGAGACAAAGGAAAAUCCUCUAAAUCAAACUGAAGGGAAAGUGCUGCAGCAGGAGAAACUGCAAGGGACUGUUACUUCUAUGACAAAUAAGGGAGAUGAUUUUAGCACUAACGAUAUUGAUUCACCGGAACAAACUAAAAGAAAACUUAAUGCACAAAAUGUGGAUGAACAUGUGAGCAAGAGACUGAAAAAUAUUUCAAGCAACAAGCAAACUUCUACACCAAAAGGCACAUCAGAUAUGCUAGCAAAUGGUCAUGUUUUUGGAAGUAAGAAAGAGCGCGUCGUAAACAGUAUUGAUAAGGCACCAAAUGCACACAAGAGUGGACAAGUUGCAAAAUUGUCUAGUCAGUCUGACAGCGGCAUGUCCUCAAUUGGUGAAUAUAGAAAACCUCCUAACAGUGCUUCUGGGAAAAGUAUGGAUUUGGAAAAGCAAAGGAAACACAUUCCUACUUCAAAUGCAAAUCUGGAAGAAGGUUUCAACAAAACUGUUCAAAAUAAAGCAAGAAAAGCUUCCGGGAAUGAUGCCAUGAGAGUUGUAAGUAACUCUCAGCAGAAGAAGAGUUUGUUAGAAGGAGCAAUAUUCAAAGAUGACAGUGACAGUGUCUCCGAAGAUGAAGAUAAGGCUUAUAAUUCUGAUGCCAGCACUAGAACUCCAUCUGAUAACUCAAUCCCAUCUGAUUUAGAUGGGUAUGACAGUCCAGGUCUGGAUUCACAACAAAAUGGUUCUUAUGAUGGGAAAGGGCUGGAAAAUGAUGAAAAAAGUUCCUUAAAAUCAAGUUUGUCAGGCACAACAAAAAUGCCAAUUGAGCAUAUCCUUAGAAGCUCAGCAAGGUAUAAGAAAGCCAGAAUUACAGCCUCUCAAUUGGAUGAAUCUGAAAGUCUGCCAGAAGUUGUUCCUGACAGCCUUCCAUAG